AUGGAGGCCCUGAAGCAACUUGCCACAGCGAGCAGCCUGGCUGCUAAGACUCUAAGACUGAUGCCAGCCCUUCGGCAGGCGCUCGCCCGGCAGGAUUGCGCAAAGGUCCAGCAAGAGCUCACCAGCAAAGAAGACUUUGUGCAGAAGCAUGCUGUGUCCAUCUGGGCUCAGAUGAAGAAGCUCCCUCUGUCGGGAGAGGACAGCUUGGAAAUCAUCAAGGCAGUGCAGGCUUCCAGUCUGGGGGUCAAGCAGAAAGAUGAGAUUCUGGGUGCUGUCAGCGAGAGGCUGUCUGAUAGCAGCACGCCGAAGCCGAAAAGAUCCCAACAGACCAUGAAGGAUGUGUGCAGUUUCUUGACAGCCAGCGAGGUCACUGUCCUAAAGAAUGGGGACUACAACCUGUCGGCUCGGGUUCAGGCUCUGGCCCACACACCCCCCCUCCCCCCUACCCUGUCUGAUCGAACCGCCUACUCAAAACCUUUUUGA
Molecule: messenger RNA, 483 nt
Organism: Symbiodinium natans
Lineage: Eukaryota; Dinophyceae; Suessiales; Symbiodiniaceae
Source: the annotation of a GenBank genome assembly